Molecule: messenger RNA, 22054 nt
Organism: Xyrichtys novacula (pearly razorfish)
Lineage: Eukaryota; Metazoa; Chordata; Actinopteri; Labriformes; Labridae
Source: the annotation of a GenBank genome assembly
AGCGGAGAGUCGGUGUGUGAAUCAUUAAACAGCGAAAGGUGGGUGUUCAUCUUUAUCCUCGUAUUAAAAGGGACUCAAACCCUGCAGAUCUACAGUUCACUCUCUGCACAGAAUAAUAAUCACACACUUAUUGAUCCCUGUGAAGAAAUGCUCUUUUUGAGCGUCUUAACCGUGGAGGUCAAAGGUCAAACCCAGCCGCCCCGGAGCUGCCGAGGAUUCAGAGCCUGUUGUCGGUCCUGUUUUUACCUCGGGAUUGCUGCAUCUCGAUUCAGGAGCAGUUCUUUUGAAGGAUGAGGUCCAGAGGGGUUCGACCUUUCCGACGACCUGAAGUCUCCAAUUAAACAGAGCGGAGCCUCAAACACAAACACAGGUGUGUUCAACAGGUACCUGUCAACAAACAUCUCAGGGUUCAGCUCCUGACUGACGCUCAAUAAAAAACAGGUUUUUACAUUUCUCACUCAGACUCUCUGCAGAUUUUAACUCAUUAUUACAUCGAAUAAAUAUUUACCAGUCAACAUCAAUUAAAGCAGAUAUUAAAUAUGUUUUAUUCAUAACCGCAGUUUAUUUAAAGACUCUAAAAACAUCAGAGUCAGACAGAUACGAUCAAUAAUACCAUCAUAAUAUUAUAAUUAUCUACUACCCUGAUGGAAACAGGCACAGACUGCAGACGUUGGUUUGUCAGUGAUGAGUGUGAUUAACCUCGACAAUAACUGUUUAUUUAUUAAUCCUGGUAUCUGUGGGGACUAAUAAGUCUUCAACGUCUAAAAUCAAAUAAUUUUAAUUUAAGGCCUUAAAAUGUCUAAAAUUCUGUUAAAAUGUCUAAAAUACGAUUUCGAAAGGUCUUUAAAAUGUGUGAAUUUUACUUACAAAUAAAUAAGGUACCAUAGAAACAAAGAUUGAUUUAAAGUCAUGUAAACAGUUCAGGUUUCCCUUCAUGUCUUUUCUACAGAUCUUAAAUUGUUUUCAUUAUGGUCUUUGAAAAGUCUUUAAAAGUCUUUAAAAAGUCUUAAAUCUGAGUUGUUGAAACCUGCAGAGACCCUGUUAUCCUGCUGAUUCAGUCAGUCAUCGUAGAAAUGUAGUGAACUAAGUUUCCGAUAACCACAGCAGCAUGUUACUCCACCAACUUCCCCGCAUGGAAACGUACAUUUAGUCUACGUUCACUCUGCAGGUUCUGAUGCACGAUUCAGAUUUUUUGUUAAAUCCGAUCUUUUUGUGCGGUUGUUCACAUUGCAACAAUAAAUGCGUCCGUGAAGUAACCCGCAUGCGCACAAAGCACAAAUAACUUUCCGCGCCUGUUUGUGUUGUCGAACAACGGUGACGUUUGUCGCAUAUUGAUGACGUAAAGGUCGGAUGAACAUCAGAUACAUAUCUGAUUUAUAUCCACAUACAAAAGAGGCCUGGGUCGGAUUAGAACCAAUCAGAAUUGACCUGUUCACACUUCGAAAGAAUCAGAAUUGACCUGUGGUGUGAACGUAGCCUUAACGUCAUGAUUGAUUUCUGUCAAUAUUAACUUUUAUGAUUUAUCACCAUCAGUUCUGUGAUGUUUGUCCUGCUUUUAUUUUGAUAUUUCUUCUGUCUUGUUUUGAUGUUGUUUUACUUCCUGCAGUGUGAAACUGUGCUUUUAUUUUGAAGUUUCAUAUUUUGAGUCGCGAUGUUGCGAUCGCUACUGUUAACGCAAAUUCAAUCAAUCAUCACGAAUUUGGCGAGGUGCUGCAAUUUUGUCCAAUCACUGCUUAGUUUCCGCAGAUUUGACCAAUGAACUUCGGCCUCUUUCGCCCGUGCCUUCACGUGACAUGUACGUCAUUAAAUUCACUUCCUUGUUUACAUUGAGAAGAUGAAGACGUGCUGCGCUAAACACUCUCAUUUACGAACAAAUAUCACAGCCAAAGUUCCUGCAAAUCAGUUUCCGGAUGAGUUUCAUGAAAGCGGACAUAAACUCCUCUGCGCUGAGUUAAAUAUUUUUGUCUAACAUGUGAAAAAGUCGUCGCUUUUUAACCGCAAAACAUGAAAGGAGAAGAGCUGAGACUGGAAGAGGACAGAGGAGACGAGUGACACUGACAGAGACAGAUGAAACCAGAACCACAGCAGGAACCGAGAGGGUCUGAAAGGUCUGCGUGGAUUUACUCUUUAAAGUAGAUGGAUUCAUGUUUUCAGUAUUUCAACUUGGAGCUUGAAGAUUCAUGUUUUCUCUAAAUUAUAAGACAGGGUGUGACCCGUCUCUCUGUGAAGACUGUUGUAGCAAAUAUGCAACUUUCCCUUUUUCUGCUAUUUUAAUACAAGAAGCCUCAAAUGACCGAAACUUUCACCACGAUUUCUUUAGAAAAGCUGCCGCAGAAUCAGCUGUUUUAGGUCGUCUCUCAGAGGAUCUACAGCUGACUCACUAACAGCUUCUUCUUCUUCUUCUUCUUCUUCUUGGUUUCUUUACAGGAAGUGACAGCCGGCGUUGACGACCACUAUCUUCAAGUCACGGUAACGCUGUACACUUAUUUUUAGCUCAACAUUAAUAUUUGGUGUUUGUUUAAAGAUAUCGCUGUUAUAUUAGGACACGCCCAUUCAAAGAUGAAAUAUAACGAUCACUUUGACUCAAAAUAAGUGAAAAUAAAAAGGCCACAGUGACAGAGAAAAGCACUUUUUAAAACUAGAAUAAUAAAGUAUUUAAUCACUGAAGAUGAUCGAUUUUAUGUCCAAUUUUUACUAUAAAUUAAAAAAAAAAUCACUUUUUAUUUUUAAGGUUUUUCAGCGUUUUGUUAAACAGAAUCUUUUUUCUGCUUUUUUCAUAUUUAUACCUGAUUAACUCGACGGUUUUGUCGUGACUUUUUUUAUCUCCUCAUUUUCGACUUUCACGUGACGUUUGGGAUUUCUGAAAUCCUGUCGUUUUAUCGUGGAGCUCAGACUGGUGUUGGUUUUUUAAAGUAGAAACAGGCGUCCAUAAAGGAGGUUUAGUUUGAUAAGAAAUUUAAUCAAAAGUUUAAGUGAUGUGUGAACGAGCGCUCGUCAACAGAGAGGCGGUUACCUCCAUCUGAUGAGAUAUUGAGGAAACCCUCCAUGAGCCAUCCCGCCGCACUUUAUUAUUACUGUUUAACCUUCCAGCGGCUCGUUCGCUCAGCUCCACACUGGGAACCAACCAUCAUAACUACAGCGCCAUACUGGGAGGCUGCCGUUAAAACCACAGCUUGUAACUGGUCAGCGCUGAGCAGGUCCAGCAGAGCAGCUGUUAAGACUUUACUGAACCCUGAAGAGAAUCCCCGCUCGCUCUUUUACUGAUCAUAAAUAUUCAGGCGGCGGGAUCAGACUCGAACCGCCGCUUCAGACCGCGCUGCUUUCUCUAUAAUAGAUGAUCAGGAAUAUAGAGAGUUUAACAGAUUUUCACCCAGAUUUCAGGAUCAUGAGAGACAGAGGAGAUAACUCAGGUUUAUGGUCCUCAGAGUCUCCUCUCAGGUGGACGUGGAGUUUGUUUUCUUAUUGUUCGAAUCUUCUUUUAUUUCACAAAACUGUUUUUUUUUAAACUAAACUAACCAGACGGCCAGAUGUACGUCUGUCCGAGUUCCCGCUCAUUUUGAAGGCUCAGUGUUCGUGUUUUCAGAUUAUAUCCCCAAUAAUUUCAUCAACCUGGAAAAAAAGGGAAUAUUUCUUUUAGCUGAAGAAGAUCUUAGCUCCCACAUGGACGGUGGAGGGUGUUUGAAAUGCGAUUCAAUCGGAUUUCUUCACAGACGUCUGUGUCUGAGUGCUUUGGCUGCGUAAACGGGGCCUUAAAAGUGUGUUUUUAUUUUUGUUUGUGCUUCAUUUGUAACAAAACAUUCAGCGGAAAGGACGAACCGAGGAGGACAGACGGGCUGCAGAGAGGCGAAAAACCAAAACGGAUCGGCUGCAGACUGUGAACUCUAAAGAAAUCAUGUCGAGUUUAAAAAAACAAACUAGUUUCUGGAUUAUCUGGAAAAAAAAGAUGUCAAUAACGAGACGAUGUAUCUGAGCAGGAGGUCAUUCAGAUUAUAAACUCUCUAGUUUGAUCAUUUCUAAAACAAAAUCAUAAAUUUAUAAAAACAAACUGAUUCUGGUUCAAACGCUCUGUGUGGUCAUCAUGAUUCAGAGUCUUCAUUAAAUUCUCUGUUUUCAAGUAUCUAUAGAGAUGAGCGAAUAAAUGAGCAGAUAAUCAAAAAGAAGAAGAAGAAACACUCGUUCUUUGUUUACACGUCUUCUUCUGUUUCCCUGUUUCUCAUUUUUCCUCUUGAUUUAUCAAAUCUAUUUCCUCGCCGGUUUCUUCGCCCUCGUUUGGCGAUCCUCCGACUGCAGUUUGAGGCUCUCAUGAGUGAGGAGUUUAUUCUGAUUGAUGCUUUUCUCUAAUUAAUCCAUUUAAAAACGACUUAAGAGAAUAUGACUCCAUUUAAAGACACAUUUAGCGCAUUAUUAUUUCCUGACUCCAUCGUUCACUCGGAGUCCUGCUGUCUCUUUUUCUGACACGCUCCCAAACGUCCACACAUUCACACCUGGAAGCCGCCCAGUUUAACCAGUCUGAUCCGCCGCUGUUCCAGAGCGGCACGACGCAGAAAUAAUUCAAACAUGAGAAUAGCAGAGGAGGAUUUUUGGACGUCGGCCCUUGGAAGGCGUUCACGGCGUUGCUCUCGACUCGGCGCUCGUUCACAGGAGAGGUGGCAGAGGAAGUUGUGUGAAGAAUAAAGUAGAAAAAAAAAAUGGCUGAAGGUUCAAACAGCGACCUUCUUCUUCUCAGCUCCACACAUCUGGCGGUCUCUGUGUGAAGUGGGAGUGAAGGUUGGAUUCAGAAAAGUUUGACAAAUUGUCACAAACAGCCAACGUUGGAGAGGUGUGAGGAAGGAGGAUUCGCCGCGAUGCUCAGACUUCAGACAAACACUCGAGCGGGAGGAGGAGACGCGUCUGUGAAGGUCUGACUGGAGAGCGCCGGAGGGCCGGAGGGGAGCGGCGGCAGCUGGGCAACACCCGGCGUUACACAAACUCCAUUUCACCUCCACCUCAAAGGAGAACGUCAACGUGAUCGCUCACCGGGCGUUCAAUCAAUCGUCAUGAAUGAUCCGCCUCAGCCUGUCGACGCUGUGGUGAAAAUGUGACUGUCCGUCUCAGUCCGGUUUUCAGCACAGUUGUGAGAUCAGCUGGAGGAGCUCCUGGACUUUAGGAAAAACCUGUCCUGCAAUCUGUGCAACAACGGCGCAGCGAAACAGGAUCUACAAAGUUCCCUGAAGCUUCAGUUAGUGUCCCGAACUUUUAUUCACCUCAACCGACAAUUAGAGAGAGACUUUUUUAUUUUCUCAUGAAGUCCUGAGUAAAACCUGCAGUUCCCUGAGUGUCCACUAGAGGCAGUCUGCAGAAGCACCAGAUCUUACAUACACACUCUUUUCAAAAAGGCCAAAAUAAACACGUCCUCAGUAAACAAGGUAAGGGUUCAAGUUUGACCAAUUAGAGGCUUGAUUGACAGGUGUUGGUGAAGCCCCGCCUUCACUCUGCCUCUUUUACCGAAAGUGAAGUCGGCAUUUCUGACAGACUUCGGAAACAAAAGGGUGACAUCAUGUUUAUCUCAAAUUAACUUGUAAUUUAGAGUCAUUAAGUGUGAUUAGGAUUAAGAAGGUGUUCGCUGUAACGGUCGGGGAUUUACUGGAUUUGAUGCUUUAGGUUACUGUCUCUUUAAAGGGAUAUUACGAAAUAAAAUCAAACACACCAUAACACCGAGUUAGACCCCCCCCUCCAGAGAUGAAUGUUGUCGACCGCUUGCUUCUCUAGUUAUACCAACUUUAGUAACGACCGCAGGAUAGAAAUACAGAGAGCCACGCCCCCAACCAAAACGCCACUCUAUAGCCACGAAGUCACAUGAUGGUGGAUGGUUUGAAGUUCGGCAGUGAGCAGGAAUCGUUGUGGAGGGGUCAGCUGAUCGACCGAUCUCCAGCUUUCCUCCGCCUGGUGCUGCAGCUGUGAGUGACAUUAAAGGUGUAUUUAAAAAUUCAAGACCCCAAAUACGGACAAAAAAAGUCCCAUAUUAGAGUCAAUACGGUACUUUUCUGGUGAGGGAUUGACUGUCAAACAGCUGUUUUCAACGACAGGAUGAAAAAAUGAACAGAUGAAUAAAAAGUUCAUGAAUCAGCUGAAGGCCUCAGAUUAGAGACGCUCAGACCCUCUUUAACCCGAACUCUCAGUGUUCGCACAGAUUCAACUCGACCUCCGAGUCGUCAGUCAGGAGCGAGUGUUUGUCGUGUCUGUCAGAGGAACAUCUUCACCCAGAAUCCCCCCACCCUCCGGUGUCAGCACCCACAUGGGAGCGUCAGUGUUACUGCAUCUGUGGAAACACGCUCAUCUGCAGCCUCCAGGAACACACACACGCACACACACACACACACACACUCACACACACACACGGCCUUCUGUUAAAUGGAGCGAUUCACAAGAAAAUCUGCGGCUUGGUGAGGGACACACACACACAAAUACACAAACACACACAAACACACACUGUGUAUGAAUAUGGAGCAAAAAGGCAGAACGAUAAACACACUCUUGUACACUGGAAGCACUUAGACACACACACACACACACACACACAUUCACAGUUUUGGGGGGGCACGGCAGCUUUCAUUCCUGACUGUAUCGCGCGGAAAUGUGAUUUCACACUGAACUUUUCAACCCGUUCUUUCAGGAGAAGGAGCAGAAAGACGCACCAAGAGUGGCUCUGAACACAUCAGUAUUUUUGGCAGCUGCUGAUGCUGCGACGUGGAAACCCUCCCCCCUCUUCCCCCUCUUCCUCCCCCCUCCUCUUCCUCCCCCUCCCUCCCUCCCUGACAAACAGCCUGAGAUGUUUUUAGACUCGGUGCAGGAUAUCAAGGUGCCACAUUGUGAGUUUUUACGAGACAAAGUAAAUACGUCUUUGGACUAAAAGCUCCUUUUUCUCUCUGCAGCUGUACGAGUCGUUUUGAACAUCAGAACAAGCUGCUGCUGAAAUUUACCGAAUAAAGACUUUUUAUCGCAAUUUAUCUGUUAACAUGUGACACCGCUGCAGCGAAAUAAGACUCUAAAAUCUUCAAACUGAAGUUAAAAUAUGACCUGAUGAUCACAUUUUACAGCCGCUUCAUUUUUUGGAGACGUUUAGUAUUUAAGUCUUUGUAAUAAUAGUAAAUAAACGGCUUUUAGACCUUAUAUUGACCUGCUGACCAGGAGCAUUGAUCGCUGUUAGUAAGUGCUAAAUUAAUUAUUCAUUCAUUCUAAUAAAGCAUUAAUUAUCACCUGAUAUGUUCUUAUUCAUGUUUAAUAACAACAGUAUAUUGUCGACAAGAUUCCAAUAAGCAAUAAUAAAUGUUCGUUAUAAAUAAUUAUCAAUCAUUAAGUAAUCCCAAAGUCUAAUUCAUGUUAAAUAAUUAACUUUUGAUUUAAAGUAGAAACGAGUCUCUAAUAAGAGCCCAUAAAUGUGUUAAAAGAUAAAACUGUUUUAAAAUACCUAAUAAGGUUUUAUAAGUGGAUUAUUAACAAAUAUUUAUUUUUUAUUACAAAGACCUUAAAAGUGUUAAAACAUUUUAAAAAUUCCUCAAUGAAGUAACUUUGUAAAAGUUUAUUUGCCGGUAGGACAUCCAGAGAGAACCUCAUCAAAGUUCAUAGACUAAAUAAGCAUCAAAGAAUCAGUUUUUACUUAUUCUACAUACUUGAAAAGUAUAAAGAUGACUUUUCAAUACCUGAAAUAUAGGAAGGGCAACCAGAGAAAGGACUGUUUAUUAUUUAAUAUUCUGUAAGAGGAUUCAAAGGGAGAACCUAUCUGUGUUCAAUAACCUGAGGUCAGUGUUCAUCAUGAUGUAUGUGCAGGUAGAGCAUCCAGAUUGUACUUUUUCAAUCCUUCAUAUUAUGUCGAAAGAGGAACCUUUCUUCUGUAAUGAACAGGAACAACAUCUAAAGACAUUUUCAAAACAUUUCAAACUGAUCAUUUUUAUUCUGGAAGGACAUCUAGACGACACGUUUUAUGUCUUCUAACCUGGAACAGCAUUUAAAGACUUUUUUAAGGUGGAUCUAGAGAGACCUGGGAGGGCAUCCAGAGAGCAACUUUUUUCUAAUUUUAUUGACAUUUUUUUUAUUUCUGAAAGAAAACUUAAGGCACUUUUUACAGGUGAUAUAUUCUGUCAGGACCCUUUCUCGCACUUGAAAGGGAAAUUUUACAGGAAGGCAGUGUAACCAGAGAGCACUUUUAGCAUAGUUUCUUUAUGUUUUAGAUACAGGAAGGGCAACCAGAGAGCAACUUUUAGUUAUUUGACGUCAUUUAGACAUUCCAUCUUUGUGUUGUACAAACUUGAACAGCAUCACCGGGAUUUUUUUUGUUCUGUUUUAUAUGCAGGUAGGACAUCCAGAGAGCACCUUAUGUGGGUAUUUAUAACUAUUUUUGAUUCUAUUUAUGAUACUAAAGAAAAAUUACUCAUGAGUACGGCACGGCUCACUGUGAGGGAGGUGAUAAAAAGAGAAGUAAAACGUGUUCGUUGGAUGAACUCAGAGGUGAAUCUAAAGUUUUGUGUGGAUUGAAGUGGAUCACGGUGAUUUAUCCGUCUAAUGUUAAUUAAAUAUCAAUAAAAGUAAAUAAAAAUCUCUGUUAGCCUUUUGUUUCCCGUAGUUGACAGAGUCACAUGCAGGUUCAUUUACAGGAAGUCGUUGAAUGCGGUUUCAGAAAUGUAAAAACAGCGAUGAGGUUAAAAAAGAGAUUCAACAGGAUUCAGAGACAAAAGCAGAAAAGCCGUUUUUGUUUUGAAGGAUGACUUUCCUGCGGCAUCACCUUGACAUUUUUGAUUUCUAUAGACGUUUGAAUCUGACGAAGAGUAAAAGCCAACUUUAACGACUAACAAAGGCUUUUAAUUAACUCGUCUUGAGUGUGUUUACUGGAACCACAAACAUUUUAAUCCUUGACUAAACUAUUCCUCUUUAUUUUCUCACCUGUGAGGAGCGAAAUCGUUUUUUGCCUUUAAGAAUUAUUCAAAUCAAACAAUCUGAGAAACUUUGGUCUUUGGCAGAUCAUUAAAGGAGGAACAGGUUUACUCUCAGGCGUUUCUUUAGACUCCAGCACCUGUGCCGAGGAAACGUCGACAAACUCAGUUUGUGUGUUUUUUUUUCGGAGGCAAACUUCUGGAGUUCACGGCUCCGUCUGAUUUUCUUAUAAGUCUACAAGUGAUGAUUUAUGUAGGAACUGCGGCGCCUGUUUUGAUUCAGUCUCCCGCUGCUGCGAUCUCUCUUGAUUUUCUGUCUUUUAACACUCGCUGAAAUGUGACUUUUCCAUAAAUAAAUGAGACAAAAAAAAAACAGACAAUUGAGGACAUUUUGCUUUUUCGUCCUAAUUAACUGAAUCGGUUUCAGCAUUUUAAUUUUUUUUUUUUGUAUUGUCUCCUCACGUUGCACACCAUCUGGCUCCAGACAAACUUUUUCAGUUUCCAGUCGACAGUGUGGGAGCGUCAGCGAGGAAUUGUGAAUUUUUUUUUCUCUUAAAUGAGAUAAAUUUAUGUUUUGAUGCCACAUUUGAAAGUUUUUUUCCUUUUUUUUUUGUUUUCUGUUUUUGCUGCAGGAGAGUUUUGUUCUUCUUCUGCCGAGAAAAAGAAGAAACAACAGCUGGAAGAGGGCAGAGAGGACGCACACACACACACACACACACACACACACUUACUUAAUCUCUUCAUACUCACAGUUUUUCCUCUUUUCACACACACACUCUGCACCCAGUCACACUUUGCAUCUCUUUCACACACGUAUUCACACAUUUCUCAUUGUCACAUUCUUCUUAUUUGCCUACACACACACACACACACACACACACACACACACCAACACUUCCUCUCCCUCCAUCUCACAACAUGAACACACUCUUACUCACUUUCACUUUCUGUCUUUAAAUUUGUCUUUCUGUUCUUUCACACACACUCACAGGCUGUUGGCAGAUGCUGGGAUGUCCUUGGUGUGUGUGUGUGUGUGUGUGUGUGUGUGUGAGUUUGUGUGUGUGUGUGUGUUGGGGGGGGGGUGACAGUGAAAUGAUGUGAACGUCUCUCUCUCUCUCUCCCCUUUUUUCCUCCCGACCCGACACUUGAGUCGAAUGUGUGUUUUUGUUUUGUGAGGAGGUGCUGCACUUCACACACAAUCUUUCAGUGUGUGUGUGUGUGUGUGUGUGUGCGUGCAGUGAGUGAAAGAGUGCUAAAAUAUCCCUCUCAUGUUACUUUUGUUAAAUUUUAUUUAAAUGGAAAUAAAACGUUUCGUCGAGCAAAAGUAAACUCACUCCCUCGAUGUUUUUUUCUUUUGGAGGUGAAGUGAAGUUAGAGACCUCUCUGAAACGACGUGAAACCGUUUGUUUCUAAACUAAUUAAGAGAAUAUGAUCAACAGAAUAAAUAUGUAACACUGUUACGGUAUUAUCGACACACGAGUAGAAAAGUUCACCUAAAAAAUGAAGAAGAAACGUGAAGAAGGAGAGGAUGACUGUGUUCAUUCAGCCUGUUUUUUAUUGAAGAAUGACGGAUUUUAGUGUAUUUGAGUUUGUGUAAUUAGUGAUUGUUUUAGCUCAUCAUCUUAACUAGAAAAAAAAGAGUCAGUAACGAAAAAUUUUCAUAAUUUUCCUAAAACCCCCCCAAAAAAACGGUGUUGACGUCAUCUAAUCUGAUGCCAAAUAUUUUAUGUAGUCUGACGGUCCUGAGACACCGGGGCUGACGCAAAUAUACGAAAUAUUCUGAGGCGAAUUCUGACGCGCCUGACUGAACACAUCAAGUGACUUUACGGUGGAAAAAAGACGUUUAUCAAACUGUUAAAGCUCACAAACCAUCGUCAGAUGAGAAAUCCGACGCUAUGACUCUCCACAAGUCGUCCUUCAGGUCGUUAUCUUUGUAAUGUUUGUGUUUUUAUCAAAAAUCACUCUGUUCUCUGACAUGUAAACAAUCAGCCGGUCGGCCAUGUUGGAUAUACCGGUGAAUCUGACGUCGCAACAACACGCAAUCUGAUUGGUCAGAAGUGGACACACAGUCUGUGAAACUUUAGAAAAAUCGACCGUGAUACGAAAAAAUAAAUGCAGCAAUAUCGCAGGACGGGAAAACGUCGCUGAUGUGAACGCUUGUAUUGACAGGAUACGGGUUCGAAAAAAAAUAUUGACCUCUGAAAUAAUCGCACGACAAAAACAGUCCCAAUGUGAAAGGACAUUAAAAAAGAAAAAGAAAAACUUUUUAUCAUUUAGUAUUUUUUAAUUUGUGUCCCAUCUGUUAACAUGGAGGGGGCGGAGCUUAUGAUAGGUAGAGGGAGCUCUAGAUGUUUCGGGGAGCUGUCGUGAAGUUUUGGUUUUAUUUGUGUGAUAAAGAGAAUAAGACGAGGACAAAACAGCUGAAGGAUCUGAGAGAGAGAGACAGAGAGAGAGAGAGUUUCUCUUGAAGGACGUCGUCAGUAUACGAUGUUGGAGAGCUCUGCCUUUUCUAUAGAGACUAAAUGUUCGUCCUUGUGGAGAAAACAGAAACUUAAGGGUGAAAACUCGGUUUGACGGCGAGACUCAGAGAAACAAAUGUGAGUGGAUUUAACGUCGUCUGGGGAGACGAAAGAACACCUUCAGAAAAAAACAAACAAUCGUGUGUGUGUGUGUGUGUGUGUGUGUGUGUGUGUGUGUGUGAAGCCAAGGUGGAGCAGAAGCUGGAAACCCUGCCAGAGACAGCACACACACACACACACACACACACACACAGAACACGACAUCAAACCGCGGCGCGCUCCUUCUCUCUGCUGCAUCAAGGUCGUCCAGCAGUUCUUCACAGCAGAGAGCAAACGAGUCGGAGACAAAGAGACGAAAACCUCCAUGUUUGUCAACGCCGCAGACACACAACCAAGAUUUCCCUCCAGCUACACACCAAAUAACAACCCCCUCCCGCCCUCUCUGACCUUUGAUCUCCACCGUGUUUGUAAUGUAUAUUUACAACCUCGCUGUGUGAAAUACUUCACUCUGAUCGGUCUAGACCCUUCUAGUGAGGAGCGGCGUGGUCCAAGUCCGCUGACAGGAGUUCGGCACAUUCCCCCCUCUGACUGACGUCCUCCACCUCAACAUGGAGGACAUUUUUAUUAUUAUUCAGAGCAGGAAACGAGACGACUGACCAGCGUCCAAGACAGGAAGUUAGAGAGGAGGGAUGGAAAGACACAAAGAGACGUCUACCAAACUGAAGAAAACAGGAGAACAAAGUUUUUGGAGAGUUAAAGUUCACAGCGGAGUAUUUUCGAACUUUGUAAAUAAAUUAUCUGUGGGUGAAACUUUCGUUUUACGAGGACAGGAGACAAAGUAAAACCUGAAAAGUUAAUUUACUGAUUUGAAUUAAAACAAACCGCAACCGCGAGGACUAAUGGAUGAGAGUGAGUUGUUAAAAAAUUUUGGAGAAUCAUUAUUUCUUUAAAAAUCUCAAUUUAUAACAGAUUUCUAACCUGCAGUUGUCUCACGCACACCAGCGACUCUGGCUGACUCUUUCCUCUUAGCGUCUUCGUUCGUCUUCAUUUAUCCUCUUCACUUUCGUCUCUAAGGUUAAAAUCAGAAAGGUUGGUCAAAUGACGUGGUUUCGCACCAUUGGGUAAAAUGUUACUAAAUGACUAAAACAACAAUAACGGCCAAUGAGUGAAAAGAUUUUUUCUAGUUUUAUACAAACUUAAAUAUGUUGAGAGAUUUUAGAGUUUUUUUUUUAAACCGGUUUAAACAUUGAUCAGAUUAGGGCUGAGCGAUAAACCAAAAAUUUACCGAUAACAAAAUUUACACUCACCGGCCACUUUAUUAGGUACACCAUGCUAGUAACGGGUUGGACCCCCUUUUGCCUUCAGAACUGCCUCAAUUCUUCGUGGCAUAGAUUCAACAAGGUGCUGGAAGCAUUCCUCAGAGAAAUUGGUCCAUAUUGACAUGAUGGCAUCACACAGUUGCCGCAGAUUUGUCGGCUGCACAUCCAUGAUGCGAAUCUCCCGUUCCACCACAUCCCAAAGAUGCUCUAUUGGAUUGAGAUCUGGUGACUGUGGAGGCCAUUUGAGUACAGUGAACUCAUUGUCAUGUUCAAGAAACCAGUCUGAGAUGAUUCCAGCUUUAUGACAUGGCGCAUUAUCCUGCUGAAAGUAGCCAUCAGAAGUUGGGUACAUUGUGGUCAUAAAGGGAUGGACAUGGUCAGCAACAAUACUCAGGUAGGCUGUGGCGUUGCAACGAUGCUCAAUUGGUACCAAGGGGCCCAAAGAGUGCCAAGAAAAUAUUCCCCACACCAUGACACCACCACCACCAGCCUGAACCGUUGAUACAAGGCAGGAUGGAUCCAUGCUUUCAUGUUGUUGACGCCAAAUUCUGACCCUACCAUCCGAAUGUCGCAGCAGAAAUCGAGACUCAUCAGACCAGGCAACGUUUUUCCAAUCUUCUAUUGUCCAAUUUCGAUGAGCUUGUGCAAAUUGUAGCCUCAGUUUCCUGUUCUUAGCUGAAAGGAGUGGCACCCGGUGUGGUCUUCUGCUGCUGUAGCCCAUCUGCCUCAAAGUUCGACGUACUGUGCGUUCAGAGAUGCUCUUCUGCCUACCUUGGUUGUAACGGGUGGUUAUUUGAGUCACUGUUGCCUUUCUAUCAGCUCGAACCAGUCUAGCCAUUCUCCUCUGACCUCUGGCAUCAACAAGGCAUUUCCGCCCACAGAACUGCCGCUCACUGGAUAUUUUUUCUUUUUCGGACCAUUCUCUGUAAACCCUAGAGAUGGUUGUGCGUGAAAAUCCCAGUAGAUCAGCAGUUUCUGAAAUACUCAGACCAGCCCUUCUGGCACCAACAACCAUGCCACGUUCAAAGUCACUCAAAUCACCUUUCUUCCCCAUACUGAUGCUCGGUUUGAACUGCAGGAGAUUGUCUUGACCAUGUCUACAUGCCUAAAUGCACUAAGUUGCCGCCAUGUGAUUGGCUGAUUAGAAAUUAAGUGUUAACGAGCAGUUGGACAGGUGUACCUAAUAAAGUGGCCGGUGAGUGUACAUCAAUAACCGACGUCAUUUUGCCCAUAUCGGUAUAUUCAGUGUCAAAUAAAUCAAUAGAUCAACGUUGUUUUUGGAUGUGUGUAGGUAGGCUAUGGUCUCAUGUCCCUUUAAGACGCUGUCCUACGUCAGAGACGUUACUCCGCCCCCUCCAGUCUGUAACAAAGAGGGAAAGACAGGUGAGGAGAUGGAGGACGGAGAGAAAGUUGUAGCGGCUGAAGUAGAUGAAGUUAAUGUGGGAGGGGGUGAGCAGCUGGUGGAGUAGUUAUCGUCCAUUUAUCGUUAUCGCGGUGAACUGAUCAAUACAUCGUGAUAUUGAUUUGAGGCCAUAUUGUCCAGCCCUAGAUCAUAUCAAUAACGUCUUGGUCGUCGGUAAAAGAGCUUGUUCAGCUAACAUCACGGCUCAUGCGUUUGUCGAGUGUUUUGGUACGUGACAUAGAAGUUUAUAAACCACUAACAAGCUGAAAGAGGGCACAUCGCCCCCUUGAGGAAGUUGAGGUAAAAGUGCUACUUUCUGUUCAUCGUGGGGUCUGCACUGUGGAGCAGGAUUUUUGGUUGUUGGUAAAAAGAUGAAAAUCUCUGAGGAGACAAAUGAACAUAUUUGAGGUGAAACUUCAUGAAGAUUUUAGUCAAACUCAAACAUUGAAAACAAAUCCAAACUGCAGCGUGAUCCGACAUGUAAACGUGUCGCUGCUGUUUGCUUUAAAUCGUCUGUUUUAGCCGAUCAGCUCAGAAGAAGAUGAAGAAACAAACAAACGCUCAGAAGAAAGAAAUCAAUCCUCUGACUUUUCCUUUUCUUCUUCUUCGUGUAAAAGCAGCAGGAGAGAGAAGAAAACAGAGACCUGCUCGGCGCUCAGACUCACGUGAUGUCAUUGAACACAUCUUUUUAUAAACUCAUAUUUUAAUAAUGUUGUCAGAACAGAGGAGCGCCGAGCCGCUGCGUCUCAGAAUAAUUUUAAUAGAACAAACAACAAACUAAGUGACAAGAGAGCGUUCAGGUUUUAUUUCCCCGGUUUUUGUUUUUCUUCAUGAGGAGUGAGACGCUCGCCGCCGCCGUCCCGCGAGGAUCUCUGCAUGUUUGUUCCCAUGAAGAACCUUUGACUGCGUUUCUUAUUGUUUCCUCUCUGAACUUCAUCUAAUCAGACUGAAAAAACAAAUUAAGAGUGAAACAUGGCGGUGACCUGGGAGUGUUCGCCGCUCUGUCAGGACGGACGGCGUUUCGCUUCAGUCCCCGCUGAGGACGCAGACGCCUUCAGGAGUACUUUUUAAAAACCGCGUCUGUUUGUGUUUUAUCAGUUUAACUGUCUGGGCGAGAACAAAAACAACAACUUUUAUUAUUAAAUCGUCCGUUUUAGUAACCGAGCGUCCUGUAGGAGUUGGAGUGGACGAGCUCCGGCCUCAAUCAUCUUUUAUUAUGUCGAUUUUUCUCUUUGUAAUUGUUUUGAGGCGGCGCUCGGCUCAUUAAAUCGGCUUUUUAAAUCAUCAUCUCGACAUUCUGACAGCUCUGUUCAACGCGGCCCGUGAGGGAUCGAAGAGUUCCUGGGAUGGUUUAAUUCUGCCAGUUUAGAGGUCACGGGUAAGGUCAAGUCAGGUCCAAGGUGGAUUACUUGUAAAGGAUAGGGGGCAGGGAUUCAGAUGAGGGGCGGGGAAAGAGAGAGAGAGGAGAAAGAGGAGGAGUCAGAGGACAAACAAAGAUGGACAAGUUCAACUGCACAGGUUCAAGAGAAGAUGAGCUGCAGGUGGUCGAAUCAGGUGCUGAACUUCUGUUAUCACUCAGGAUGAUGUGCACGGAUUGCAGGACAGGAUGUUGCUCCACUUCAGGAGGUAAAACAUCGUUAUAUUCCUGAAAUAAGCGCUGACAUUAGGGUGACCACACGUCCUCUUUUACCUGGACAUGUCCUCGUUUUCGGAGAGCUGUCCGGGGAAGUUUAUAAAAACUUUCAAAUGUUUGUAGUUUUGUACGUAAGUUUCGAUUUUGUGUCACAUGGACUUAAUGAGUGAUGAGUUUUUUUAAGUAAUGUGUUUAUUUUAAAGGGAUGUAGGUCAGAGUUGGCCUUUGGGGUUUGUUCUGUUGUGGUUUGAUUGUUGUUAUAUAAGUUGUAUACUGUUUAUGAAAAAAUGUUAAUAAAUUGUUAAUAAAAUUGUAACCACAGAGAAAUUAAACAUGCAAUCGGCAAAUCUUUAAAAAAAUAAAAAAAAGUUUUAUUAAGUGUGAAAAAAACAAAAAAAAAAGCAAAAAGGAGCAUCUGUAUAUAAAUGGACAAAAUAACCCAAACUAAACUCCCCCAUGACAUCUGAGCGUUUGGUUUGUCCCAGUUAACCCCCUCUGCUAACUCAAGGUGUUCCAGCUCUCGGCCACGCCCCUUUUCUCAAACCAGGAAGUCCAGUCCUCAUGGCCAGGUAACUCUCAGGUAUGUGUGCACUCAAACUAAACAAUGUGCGAAGAGGCCAAAGGUAGUUUGGCCAAGUCAAACUCGGAGAGUAAAUUGUUUUCAUUGAGAACGGAUUAAACCAAACAGCUGAUGAUGGGAAACUCAUGGAACCAGGGUGUGGGAGAGGUGGAUGUUGUUCUUACGUGUCUGCGGACAUUUGAAGUGAGUCACCCUCCGCUGGUGUCAGAAGAUGCAAAUGAGUCUCUGAAUGUGGACGCAGGUUUAUGCAAAGUGUUUCACCGAGUCAAUAUGAAAGGAAAUCUGUCAUGAAGUAAAGACAGAAAAUAAAAGUCUGUUUGUUCCAGUCAGAGCUGCAGAGAAACGUCACAUCUCCAGGUUCCUCCUGCUCCCUGACAGCCACCAGAGCGAAGCCACAUUUAUGGGUUUUGUAUGAAGAAUAAAACCUGUUGAUAUUACUCGUCUGCAGGAUUUUAACUACCUCGGAAAAUUGCUUCAGAGAAAUACCAUCAUGAAAACCAUUCCCACCACCGUCUCAUCCCUAAAAUAAACAAAUCAUCAACUUUCAGUUUUCUCCUGAAAACACCGACAAAACGGGAGGAGAAGAAAUCAUGUAGCAGAUGAAACAUGGAUGUACAGAUAAUAUUUCAGCAGGAAAUCUUCUGUCAGCAGAUCUUUUACACUGAAAUUUAAAGUGAAACGCCACGUGCAAAAUGAACUUUUGUUUAAUUUAUAACCUCUUCACUGUUCCCUUCAGAAAUCACAAUCCACUGAGGAGGACGCACACGUGGUUCAGCCUCCGAUUUUCAUCCACAUCCAGAGAACCUUCCGGAUAGAAACACAUAAAAAUGAGAGUUUUCUGAAGUUUGUUUCCAUUCAUGAAAAAGUCAAACUGGAGAGUGGCGUCAACAUUUUCAGGCUCUGUUUGAGGACAGAGCGGAUCUCUUUUCUGACUCUCUUAAGUCUGAUUUCUGAGAUUCUUCAGUCUUGACCAAAGUCGAGGAAUGACCGACUGAGUCAAACACAAACGGAUCAGACUAAAAGCUCAAAGUUUCCUCCUUUAACGUUUACACACAAACAUCUUAGAUUCUGAGUUUUCUCUCAGAACCUCGGACAUUUCGAUGCUUCAUCGAUUCAUCUUUAGAGGAAGUAAAGUGGCGCUGAGAAAAUGAUUUUUUUAAUGAUGUGAACGUGUUCUUUUCUCUUUUGUUCCAGGAACAAACGGCGUAACCAGAAAUCCUGACAGGUAACAUUGCUGGAAGGCACCAACCCAGCUGGGCUGGUUUUGAGUCACCAAAGUCGACGCCAGCAGCCGAAGAACUGGAACAGGAUCUGAAGUUGGUGAGCGCGCCUCUGUGGCGGUUUUGGUAAAGCUGAAAUAACUCUGCCUGUUGGCACAGAGCUGAGAGCGACACGCCCAAAACAAAGAAUCCUGCCCGGCGAGGCUUCGCAGCUUUGAAGGUGCAGACAGGUAACUCUUCCAGACUUUGUGUCAUUAAAACGGACCGAGAGAAAAACCUCAAACCGCCACGGAGCCAAAACCUGCCAGGAGAACCGGAUCCGAGGAGUACGGCAAAAUAUUUGUACACCAAACAUUUCAGCAGCUGAGGGGUUCAGGCGAGGUCGCGGGAGUCACAUGACCGAGAAAAUAGCUUUGAGUCAGCUGAUGGUGCGAACAACCAUCAGAUAAAAGACGGAGACGUGUUGAGUUCACUGCCCCGGGGAGAUAACAGCGGGUGGGUCACGCAAAACCAAAACAAGAGCGCGAGUCAAAGAGAGGGGCGACUGACGGCCGACACUCCGGGUCCUUUUCUGAUCCUCAAAACCAGAAAAAACGAAAAAAACAGUUUCUGGAUUUUUUUAUGUUUGUUUCAACGUAUAACUUGACUGAACACGUUUAACCCUCCUGUUUAAUUUAUUACGUUAAAAGAAAUGAUCUUUUAAAAAUUCACCAAAUUUAACCGACUUCUUCUUUCCUAACAAACUCAAACUCACUUACAUAAGUCGACUCAGAUACAGUAUCACUGAUGUAAUCUGUAAACCCGACAAACAAUCUUCUCUUUAAUCUCCAUGAGUCAAAACCUCGUGGUCCAUGUAGGGGGGAAAAAAGGCGCAGUUUCCAAACAUUCAUCUCUCUUCUUCUUCUUGUUUUAUUGAAAGAGAGUAAAAGUUCAAAAGAGUUUAGUCCAGAUUUUAUGAGGAUGUGAUCGGGAGGAAAAGGAAAUGUUUGUGGACAUUUUUCCUCAAAGCUGCUCGUUCCUCUGUUCGAUUAUAACCAGCCGACUACAGAUGAAACCUGAAAAGAUCUAACGGGUUCAGGCAGGACGGAGAUCUGGUUCAGGUUCUUCUAUCAAACGUCACACAAACACACUGGAGGGUUUUUUGUUUUCCCUCCUGAGGUCAUCAUCCUAUCAGCGACAGCCGGGUCGUUCAGGACUGUCUGGUACCGAAUCACGUCCUCCCGUAUCUUCACUCGGCGUCUAAAAUCAUGUUCGACCUCCAUCACCCUCCAUCGACCCAGAUCCGACGCCACAGGAGGAGCGGAAAUGUCAGAGGCGACGUGAGGACGCCUUGUCCUCGUUUGACGCUGAAAUCGACAAACGAGUUGUUGUCCUCUCGGCUUUGGUGUGUGAGGGCCUGCAGGCGGGCGGAGCGACACGAACCACCACUGAGACGUAUUGAGAGCCACAGCUGGAGCUUAUCUGAUCCUAAAUGUGGAAACAUGUGCAGCUCGCUCCGAUAAUAGAGACGCUGCUUUUUAAUCUUUAUGUUUCAAUCAUGAAGGAGGAGAAAUCGUCUCUGUAACUCGAUUGUUGUGACAUAUUCUAUUUUUUUCUCGGUGUUUUAUCACAGAGAUAUUUUCGGACGUCGCAGCGAAGCCUGUUCUGGAAAAGGUCACGUCGAAUCCCGGCUCCGAUCACUCCCAGACAGAUAUAGGACUGAAAAUAAAAACAUUGAUGGGCUCGGUUUAAUAUUCAGGAGAGAAAUGGAGUUUUCAAAGACAGUUCAGGGAUUUCUCCUUUUCUAAACUUUAGUUAUCUUUCUGAAGCUGUAAUUCAUUUUGCUUUUUCUAAGGGAGGCGUCGGCUCACCUCUACAGUUCAAUCAUGCGCUGAAUACGCAGCAGCCCUGGCCUCGACCCCGACCCUGGACCCUCUGCUGCUCCGCUCGUUUCCUCCUCUCAGCCCCGUCCUCUGAAUAAAGGAGCGCUUAGUAAAUAAUGAUCAAAAAUACAGUUAAAUAUCACCAGGAAUUCGGCGGGAACGUUGUUAUUUUAAUACGUUUGAAACUGUCACAUUUAAAGACCGGAAUUUACCAAAACGGAGAGGAGGAGGUGUUGAAAACCAUCAUGUGUCCUUCUCCCUCCAUGGAGAGACUCAUGUGUUCACAGCAGACAGAACCAGCACCGAUAUGAACGAAUGAAUCAUUUCUUUGUUUAAUUCGUAUAAAUGAUGUAAUCAGCAUGUGAGAGGUGAGAUCCUUCACGCUGUCAAAUGUGGUGAAGGUUAUUGUUCUCAACUUAACGGAUAAUCUGUCAUUGAAUGGCUCCACUCCGGCACAGUGGGCAAGGCAAGGCUUCUAUUUUUGCCGGACGCCGGAGAACAGCGCAUCAACUCAGUGCAGCGACAGUGAAAGUUGUAAAGUCAAAACCUUGAACUGUUCUUCACUUGAUUAUAGGAGGACGUGGGUGUUUAUUUGCGCCGCCGUUUACCGAUCUGCGGCUCUCAUUCUGUGAUUCCCGGGGAAACACGCGAGAUCUCGUCCAGUCCUGCGAGAACCAUCGGUAAUGUCGCGAGUGCUUCUCCUCCAAUCGUGGCGAUGGAUCGGAUCCGGUUGGUGCUAAAUGCUUGCGUGUUUGAUCUGCCUGCUGGUCCAGAGGAUAGUUGUUCGUUUGAGAGCGUCAAACGCCAAGCCGACCAAUCACAGAGCCAAAGUCGACUUCUACGCCACAUGGUCAAACGCAGAAGUAAAAACCAGGCGGCGCCACUUUUUAUACUCCUCAGUCUGUCUUUCCUGUCCAACCAACAGACAUGUCAUUGAUUUGACUCGUGCUAAGCCCCGCCCACUAAAAUCGUCACAUCGAGGACUAAUGGGGCGCUCACACCAAGCGCCAUUAAAAUCAUCUACUCGCUUAAUUCGCGCGAAUCGCGUGAAUAAAUAGUAUUUACUCGCUUCAUUCGGGUGUCAGCGGUAAUUCCAACAGUCUGUCAGAUCAACAGGCGAAAAUCAAGUGAUCGAUAAAGUUUUUUUUACGAUUUAUCAGGUAAUCCGACCUCUUCGCUGACUUUCCAUAUCAUUAUCACAGUCAGUCUGUCCUCCAUUUUAGAUUCCAGAUAAACGACGUUUUUAUACGUCACCCGGAAACCUUCGUGCUGGUCAGUCAUCGCCACACAAGUAUCCACUCAGACUGAGACAUUGUCAGCUCACACCCAAUCAGCAUCAUUCACACCACCGGAGUAGUCCGAGCGUCAAAUCGUAAUUCAGUCACACGAAUGAUUUUACUCGUGGUUGGUGUGUGGAGACGGUAAGAGUGUCGAACGCCAAGCCGACCAAUCACAGAGCUCUAGUCGACCUCUACGCCACAUGGUUGAACGCAAAAGUAAAAACCAGGCUCAGCGACUUCUUACGCCCCUCAGUCUGUCUUUCCUGUCCAACCAUCAGACAUGUCAUUGUUUUAACUCAUGCUAAGCCCCGCCCACUAAAAUCAUCGAGGACUAACACUAAAAAGGUCCUCGAGUUUUUCUGAUCCUGGUCUUAAUCUUUCAUCAGUUCUUCGCAGGUUUUUUUGGUUCGUUGUGGUUACAGAGGUCGCCGUGAGGUUGUCGCCUUCUUUGGCGUCCUUCAGGUUUCAGCGUUUCCAAUCAUCCGCUUUAAAACACGGCGAGGAGGAGAAACUCGUUUUCCUCAAAUAGUUUCAGGAAUCAGUUUUUCGCUGAUGUGUGAGCUGCCUGAUCACAAGACGUCUCCGCUUCAUUUACGGCGUUUUUGAUCCGUUUUUUUCCUUUUUCGGUCGUCACUCCUGCUUCUCAUUUCCUCCUCAGAAUAACCAUGAGACGAAAGCGCCGCAGAUGAAUGUUUUCACAGCGUCAGCAGCUGUAAAGAAAAACAACAAAAGUGUGGUUUCCCGAGAGUCCGGAUGGAAACUUCUGGAACAAAGACGGUCUUCAGAUCCAUCAGGCCUCUAGGAGAUGUUAGUCGCCGUGACGACAGCAGAGAGGUCACCCAAAACACACAGAUACAGGCCCACAUUGUAGGUCCCCCUCUGUAUGUUCUUUGUUAGCCGACAUGAUUGUGGAACCACAAACCCGGAGCCUGAAGGUCCUACGGUGGAGCGAGAGCAGAAAUAACGGCAGCUUUAACGAGGAACGCUUUGAUGCGGCGCAGAUGUUCGGUCACAUGUUUGCACUAAAAAGAGUUUCAUCCAACCGAACGCUUCAUCACACACACGCUCCAUCUGUCUUAACUUUAACGCCUCAUGAUCGGAGCUUUUGUGAGAUCGAUCUGACGUUCCUGCAGCUGGAGAAUCUCCAACAAACAUCAGGAGAAACUCUGGAUCUACUGCAACAAACAAACUCAAGUCUAAUGUGACCAUGAAGGUUUUUUUUUUGUUUGGAUGGAAGUUAAAGAACGACAAACACACUCAGAUAAACUCAUGUGAGUUUAGUGACGUCUAAAAAGUGUUUAAGGUUUGAAAUAAAAUAAAAAGUUAUUCCAGG